CCUCUUCCGGUGGAAAAGGCGCGCGGGGAGGGGAGUAGUAGUGGUGGUGCGUCCGCGCGAUGGCGUUGCAUCUGGCAGACGUGAGCUGGAGGAUGUUGGAGCUGCGAGCCCGGUCCAAGCGCUCAGUUUUGAAAAUUGCUGUAGUUUAGCCUGAGACGUUUGUGAUUAGCUGCAUCAGUUUGAAAUGGCCAAUUCGGACGAUGACAAAGCGAGCUCUGCACAUACUUUCUCAAGGUUUGAGGGUCACAGAUUGUCCGGCUCUGUUUAUGAACCACUUAAAAGCAUUAACCUUCCAAAGCCAGAGGGAGAAAGUCUGUGGAAUAAAUUGGAUCAUUAUUACAGAAUUGUCAAGUCAACGGUGUUGCUUUAUCAAAGUCCAACUACUGGUCUCUUUCCCACAAAAACGUUUGGUGACAACCAGAAGGCAAAGGUGCAAGACAGUCUUUACUGUGCUGCAUGUGCUUGGGCAUUAGCACUUGCAUACAGGCGCAUUGAUGAUGACAAGGGAAGGACACAUGAGCUGGAACAUACUGCCAUAAAAUGUAUGCGAGGAAUUCUCUACUGCUGUAUGCGCCAGGCUGAUAAGGUUCAGCAGUUUAAGCAAGACCCCAGGCCAUCCAAAUGCCUUCAUUCUGUUUUCAGUGCACAUAGUGGAGAUGAAGUCUUCUCCCAUGAGGCAUAUGGCCAUCUUCAGAUAAAUGCUGUGUCACUGUUCCUGCUCUACCUGGUUGAGAUGAUAUCUUCAGGACUGCAGAUUAUCUACAAUACAGAUGAGGUGUCCUUCAUUCAAAACCUGGUGUUUUGUGUGGAAAGAGCAUACCGAGUACCUGACUUUGGUGUCUGGGAAAGAGGAAGUAAAUACAACAAUGGCAGCACAGAACUGCAUUCAAGCUCUGUUGGUUUAGCAAAAGCAGCCCUAGAAGCAAUUAAUGGAUUCAACCUCUUUGGCAAUCAGGGCUGCUCUUGGUCUGUCAUAUUUGUGGAUCUUGACGCCCAUAAUCGAAACAGACAAACUCUUUGCUCAUUGCUACCCCGAGAAUCGAGGUCUCAUAACACUGAUGCAGCACUUCUACCCUGCAUUAGUUAUCCUGCAUUUGCUGUGGAUGAUGAUGCUUUAUACAGUCAAACACUUGAUAAGGUUGUUAGAAAACUAAAAGGAAAAUAUGGGUUCAAACGAUUUCUGAGAGAUGGUUACAGAACAUCACUGGAGGACGAAAAUCGGCGUUACUAUAAGCCAGCAGAAAUUAAGCUGUUUGAUGGGAUUGAGUGUGAAUUUCCUCUGUUUUUUAUUUUCAUGAUGAUUGAUGGAGUUUUUAGAGGAAAUGCGGAACAAGUAAAGGAAUAUCAGGAGCUUCUGGAUCCUUUGCUUCAACAGUCAGCUGAAGGAUAUCCUGUUGUACCCAGGUAUUAUUAUGUGCCAGCUGACUUUGUUGAAUUAGAAAAGAAAAAUCCUGGUAGUCAGAAACGAUUUCCGAGCAACAGUGGACGUGAUGGAAAGCUUUUCUUGUGGGGACAGGCACUGUACAUCAUUGCAAAACUCCUGGUUGAUGGAUUAGUAAAUCCCAAAGACAUUGAUCCAAUAGGGCGUUACAUACCUCCACAAGAUCAGCGGAAUGUCAGCAUGAGAUACUCAAAUCAGGGGCCUCUAGAAAAUGAUUUGGUGGUCCAUGUGGCCCUGAUAGCAGAAAGUCAACGCCUGCAAGUUUUUCUGAACACAUAUGGAAUCCAGACUCAGACUCCCCAGCAGGUGGAACCUAUUCAGAUAUGGGCUCAACAGGAACUUGUCAAAGCUUACUUUCAUUUGGGGAUUAAUGACAAACUGGGAUUAUCUGGAAGACCCGACAGGCCUAUCGGAUGCCUUGGAACAUCAAAGAUUUAUCGAAUACUAGGAAAGACUGUUGUUUGCUACCCAAUCAUUUUUGACCUAAGUGACUUCUACAUGUCUCAGGAUGUUAUGCUGUUGAUCGAUGACAUUAAGAAUGCAUUACAGUUCAUUAAGCAAUAUUGGAAGAUGCAUGGUCGCCCCCUGUUCCUCGUGCUUAUCCGUGAGGAUAACAUAAGGGGAAGCAGAUUCAACCCAAUAUUAGAUAUGCUGGCAGCCUUUAAAAAGGGAGUUGUUGGAGGAGUGAAGGUUCAUGUUGAUAGAGUGCAGACAUUAAUAUCUGGUGCAGUUGUUGAACAACUUGACUUUCUGAGAAUCAGUGAAACAGAAGAGCCUCCCGAAUUUAAGAGUUUUGAGGAGCUGGAACUUCCAAAACAUUCAAAAGUCAAGAGACAAACUAGUACUCCAAAUGUUUCUGAACUCGAACAACAACCAGAAGUAAAUAUUAAUGACUGGAAAAACAGAUCGACUUACGAGAUUCUUGAGAAACUGAAUGACUGCAAUUGCCUAGCAAGUCAAGCAAUUCUGUUGAGUAUUUUGCUCAAAAAGGAAGGACCGAAUUUCAUCACCAAGGAAGGUACUGUUUCUGAUCAGAUUGAAAGAAUCUAUAGACGAGCUGGCAGCAAAAAGCUCUGGUCUGUUGUGCGCUUCGCAGCAAGCCUUUUAGGUAAACUAGUGGACAGCCUUGCACCAUCUAUUACUAAUGUUUUAGUUCAGGGCAAACAGGUGACUCUUGGAGCUUUUGGCCAUGAAGAAGAAGUUAUUUCCAAUCCCUUGUCUCCAGGAGUGAUUAAGAACAUCCUCUACGACAAGUGUAAUUUACAGGAUGAGAGGGAAGCUGUAAUUCAACAAGAACUUGUCAUUCAUAUUGGCUGGAUCAUCUCAAACUCACCUGAACUAUUUAGUGGCAUGUUAAAAAUACGAGUUGGAUGGAUUAUCCAUGCUAUGAAGUAUGAACUAAAAAUCCGUGCUGGGGAUAUGCCACCCAUGGAUUUAUACCGGCUGUCGCCUAGUGAAGUGAAGCAGCUUCUGUUGGAUAUUCUUCAGCCACAGCAGCAAGGGAGAUGUUGGCUUAAUAGACGUCAAAUAGAUGGUUCUCUGAAUCGAACUCCCCAUGGUUUCUAUGACAGGGUGUGGCAAAUCUUGGAGAGAACCCCCAAUGGUGUAAUAGUAGCAGAAAAAUAUUUACCACAGCAACCAACACUAUCUGAUAUGACUAUGUAUGAGAUGAAUUUUUCCCUUCUGGUUGAAGACAUGUUGCAAAAUAUUGACCAGCCUGAAUACAGACAAAUUAUUGUAGAGUUGUUAAUGGUUGUAUCUCUUAUUUUGGAGAGAAACCCUGAGUUAGAGUUUCAGGAUAAAGUGGAUUUGGACAAACUGGUGAAAGAAGCAUUUCAUUAUUUCCAGAAAGAUGAGACCAGGCUAAAGGGAGUUGAAAAGCAAGAUGACAUGACUUCAUUUUACAACACUCCCCCAAUGGGAAAAAGAGGAACAUGCAGCUACUUGACUAAAGCUGUGAUGAAUUUAUUGUUGGAAGGGGAAGUGAAGCCAAGCAGCGAUGAUCCUUGUACCAUUAGCUAAACUUCAGAAAGAAAUAUAGGAACCAUUGCUUAUUUAGGUUUUAGUGUUGUUUUGCAUGUGAUGUUUAAUUCCUAUUUUGAAGAGUAGUCAUGGGCAGCAAUAUAAAUCUGUACCAUCCUUCACUGUGAUAAACAGAAUUGCUUAGGGUAGUAAAUACCACAGCUGAUUUGGCAAUAAAAAUAAAUAUAUUUAAUCAAGAAAAAAAUCUCAACAGCAAUCAGCAAUCUUCACCUAAAUGUCAAAAUAGUGUGCUGACUGAAAAUUAUGCAUGAAGCAUGACAUACAGUUCAUAUUAAAUGAGCCCAAUGAUAUUUAAAUAAAGUUGGCUGGGCCUGUAUUUUUGGUUUUGCAACUGUUUAAAAACAAAUGAUACGCUUAGUUAUUUGUGUAAUUUUGAACUAACAGUUUAUGCAAGAUUUAUUACCUCUUUCUUCCAUUUGUACUGUAGUUCAUUACAAAAUGCUGUAAUGUAAAUGCUGAGUAAAAUACAAAAUGCAAAAUGUAAAUGCUGAGUAAAAUACAGCCAGAAUUUUUAAAAAACAGAAUACAUUUGAACUAAUGGUUAGCACCCAAAACAGAUGGACACUUAACAUAAAAGCUAGAGUGGUUUUGUAUUUGGUCACCUUAGUCAAAGUGGAGGUAAAAUAAAAACAAUAUUCUGCACAAAAUACUUUCUUUACAAUUCAAUUUAAUUUGUAUAACGUAUGAGAAUUGUUUAGGGUUUUAAUGGCUUAGUUAUAACCUGAUUACACAGAUUGAAGACAGCCAGAAAAUGAAUACAAAAUAUGUAGAAUUGCUUUUUAUAUUUUAAAUAAAUGUCAUUGCAGCUAACCACAUGUUCAAAAGUUUGUAUGAGAUUUAUAAAUUAACAGUGGAAACAUUAGUUAAUAUGGGAUGGAAAUUUUUAAAAAUGUAUUUAAUUGAAAUUAAUGUUGGGAAGAUGAUUGAAGAGAGACUUUCAUUAAAUAUAAGCGUUUGACAAGUUC
Molecule: messenger RNA, 4449 nt
Organism: Caretta caretta (loggerhead turtle)
Lineage: Eukaryota; Metazoa; Chordata; Testudines; Cheloniidae
Gene: PHKB
Product: phosphorylase kinase regulatory subunit beta
Biological process (GO): glycogen metabolic process
Cellular component (GO): phosphorylase kinase complex
Molecular function (GO): calmodulin binding
Source: RefSeq, a predicted model, not a curated record